This is a messenger RNA of Penicillium olsonii, 1776 nucleotides long. The record is from the annotation of a GenBank genome assembly. Lineage: Eukaryota; Fungi; Ascomycota; Eurotiomycetes; Eurotiales; Aspergillaceae.
AUGAAGUUCUCCGUACUAACGACCCUCGGGGCCCUGACGGUGGCCUCGGCGGUGCAAGUGAAUCCACUCCCCGCGCCCCGAAACAUCACCUGGGGAUCGUCCGGUCCGAUUCGCGUCCAAGAGUUGAAGCUCGAGCACCAAAGCGCCAUUGUCACCAGUGCCUGGAACCGGGCAUGGAAGUCUAUUACCACCCUGCAGUGGGUUCCGGCCGCAGUGGAAGCCCCUAUUUCCUCGUACCCAGCUUUCCCCACGUCCACCCCCAACGCGAAACGCGCGACCCCAGAGGCCCCAGCGGUUCGCUCCGUCCAGGUCCACAUUGCCGACCACCACGCGGAUCUCCAGCACGGAGUCGAUGAAUCCUACACUUUGGAGGUCUCCCAACAUGUCCCCGCAAUCCGAAUCACCGCGAAAACCCCCUGGGGCGCUCUCCACGCCUUCACCACUCUCCAGCAACUCGUCAUCUCGGACGGUAAAGGUGGUCUCAUCAUCGAACAACCCGUCAAGAUCCAAGAUGCGCCUCUUUACCCUCACCGCGGAAUCAUGAUCGACACGGGUCGAAACUUCAUCUCCGUGCGCAAGAUCCUCGAGCAGAUCGACGGACUGGCCCUGUCGAAACUAAAUGUCCUCCACUGGCACCUCGACGACGCGCAGUCCUGGCCAAUGGAGAUGCGCUCGUACCCCGAGAUGACCAAGGAUGCGUACUCGCCCCGCGAAAUCUAUACCGAGAACGAUAUGCGUCGUGUUGUCGCCUACGCCCGUGCACGCGGCGUCCGAGUCAUCCCAGAGGUUGAUAUUCCCGGCCAUUCCGCGUCCGGUUGGCAACAGGUGGACCCGCAAAUCGUCACAUGCACCAACUCCUGGUGGUCCAACGAUGUCUGGGAGCACCAUACAGCCGUGGAACCGAACCCCGGCCAGCUCGACAUCAUUUACAACAAGACCUAUGAGGUCGUGGAGAACGUGUAUCAGGAUCUCUCCCGUAUCUUCAGUGACAGCUUCUUCCACGUCGGUGCCGACGAGUUGCAGGCGAACUGCUACAACUUCAGCUCCCAUGUCAUGGAUUGGUUUGCUGAGGAUCCAUCUCGCACCUACAAUGACCUUGCGCAGUACUGGAUUGACCACGCCGUUCCAAUCUUCCGUGGAGUUGAGAACCGUCGCAUCAUGAUGUGGGAGGACAUUGUUCUUUCUACUGAGAACGCCCAUGACGUGCCAAAGGAUAUUGUCAUGCAGAGCUGGAACAAUGGGCUGGAGAACAUCAAGAAGCUCACUUCUGCGGGAUACGAUACCGUGGUUUCAUCCGCCGAUUUCAUGUAUCUUGACUGCGGCCACGGCGGCUUCGUCACCAACGACCCUCGCUACAACGAGCAAUCCAACCCCGACGGCAGUGUCAACUUCAACUACGGCGGGAAUGGUGGAUCCUGGUGCGCGCCCUACAAGACCUGGCAGCGGAUCUAUGAUUACGACUUCACAACCAACCUGACAGCCUCCGAGGCGAAACAUGUCAUUGGUGCCGAGGCUCCCCUUUGGUCGGAGCAGGUUGACGACAUCAACAUCUCAAAUGAGCUGUGGCCUCGUGCCGCGGCCCUGGGUGAGCUCGUGUGGUCUGGCAAUCGCGACAAGAAUGGCCACAAGCGCACUAACCAGUUGACUCAGAGAUUGCUCAACUUCAGGGAGUAUCUCGUUGCCAAUGGGGUUUUGGCCAAUGCCCUUGUCCCCAAGUGGUGCCUCAAGAACCCUCACGGCUGUGAUCUAUAUCAGAACCAGACUGCCAUUGCUUAG